CGGUAGUGGUUGUUUUGACAGAAAUCUAGACAAACCAGGACAGGGAAAAUGUCAGAGAUCAUGGGAUGAGGCUUUGAUAAGCCAGAGAGUCCAGUUUGGGACGCAGCUCCCAGGCAGACUGGCAUCUGGACUACAGUAGCCCUGUGAGGCGUGAGCCGUAUGUGGUGAGCUCAUGCUGGGCUCAGGGUUCUUGCUGAGACACUCAUCGGACUCUCUUGCAACUAUCACAGACAGAAGCUUGCGCUUUGGGGAAGUGGGCGAACUCUGCAGGAGUCUGCAGCCCCAUUUCUGAGCCUAGGUUCUCUGAGCCUCCUAUUUCAGACAGUACUGUGACCGCAGGAAGUCCCGGGAUGCGUCGGGGAGUGACCCCUCCUGCAGCCUAAGCUUGCAUAACGCCAGGCGGGAAGCUGCAGACUGGCGGAGGCGGCCGAGCUCCGGGUGCCCAACGCCGCCCUCCGGGCUCCGGGCGUGGCCGCUGUCCCUUUAUCUGCGACUCCAGCGCGGGGACGCAGCAGACAGCACCCAGCUCUGCUCUGACCGCAGUUUUCCUGACUUCUCUUUCGGGCCCCAGGCAUGGCGAUGGCAGUAGCCCAGAAGUUCAGCCACCUGCUGUCCAGCCUGUGGCACGUGGGCCAGAAGCCUCUGCAAUCAGAUCCGGUGUUUACCGUGAACCGGGCCGAGGUGCCGCCGCUCUUCUGGAAGCCGUACAUCUAUGCUGGCUACCGGCCUCUGCACCGGAGCUGGUGUUUCUAUUUCCGCACCCUGUUCCAGCAGCACAAUGAGGCUGUGAACGUGUGGACCCACCUCCUGGCGGCGCUGGCUCUGCUGCUGCGGCUGCUCGGCUUGGCGGGGAGUGUGGACUUCUGGGAAGAUCCGCAUGCGCUGCCCCUCUUCAUCCUCGUCCUGGCCUCCUUCACCUACCUCUCUUUCAGUGCCCUGGCUCACCUCCUGCAGGCCAAGUCGGAGUUCUGGCAUUACAGCUUCUUCUUCUUGGACUAUGUGGGUGUGGCCGUGUACCAGUUUGGCAGUGCUCUGGCACACUUCUACUAUGCCAUAGAGCCGUCCUGGCAUGGCAAAGUGCAGGCUAUUUUCCUGCCCACGGCUGCCUUCCUGGCCUGGCUUUCCUGCGCUGGCUCCUGCUACAACAAAUACAGCCAGAAGCCAGGCCUGCUGGGGCGCAUUUUCCAGGAGGCGCCCUCGGCGCUGGCCUAUGUGCUGGACAUCAGCCCCGUGGUGCACCGCAUCAUAGUGUCUCCCCUCCCUGCCGAGGAGGAUCCCGCUCUUCUCUAUCACAAAUGCCAGGUGGUUUUCUUCCUUCUAGCUGCUGCGUUUUUCUCCACGGUUAUGCCGGAGAGUUGGUUCCCCGACAGCUGCCACAUCUUUGGGCAGGGACACCAAGUUUUCCAUGUCUUUUUGGUGCUGUGCACUCUGGCUCAGCUAGAGGCUGUGACGCUGGACUAUCAGGCCCGAAGGACCAUCUUCGAGCCUCUGCACACCCGUUGGCCCCACAACUUCUCUGGCCUCUUCCUGCUCACCGUGGGCAGCAGCGUCCUCACCGCGCUGCUCCUCAGCCAGCUGGUGCGGCACAAACUCAGCAAACUCCGUCAGAAGACCAAGUGAAAACAGUUGGGUGGGAGCUGGCAGAGUGAGAGAAGGUGCUAGGGACGAAAGCCUGGAUUUGGCUCCAGAUGGGAACAAGGCCUGGUAAAGCUGAUUCUGUCUGGUAGGCCAUGACUCCCUGCAUACAAGCUCAAUGGUCAAAGUGGUGCUAGCCAAUCCUUGGACCUGGGGAUUGGCUGGGAGCUGCAGAGCCUUGUUCAAUUCUCUACCAUGGGAGGGGAAGGGAUGAAGGAUUCCUGACUGCCCCUUCCUUGCCUCCUCUCAGAGCUAAGGGUUGGGGUUCAGCUUUGGUCACCACACUGGUUGGGGUUUCUAGGUUGUUGGGUGAGAGGUAAGACUCAGGCCAGUGUCAAACUUGAGCAGAGAGGGAGUGGAAGUCUUAGCAGCUACCACCUACCAGAGCUCACUGGUGGAGGGAAAAGAAACAGGCCCAAAGAUGGGUAGCAUUUUAACUUUACUGUGCCCUGCACCACAGCCUGGAUCGCUGGGUUCCGGAGAGUCCCCAAAGACAAAAGAUCCCCUCCACUGCCCAUGUCCCUGCAUCCCAGCCCAGGCAGAAAGCCUCACAUCUAGCAUUGGCCUAUAUUUCUUGAACACUGUUUCCAGCUUCUCCCCACAACUCAUUUAUGAUGUUGAGAUAUGUCUCCUUAGCUCACUGUUCCCUGGGGCUCCAGGCUCUAGAAUCCUUAGGAUUGUCAAGGAAAGCUCAAAGGCCAGACUGGUCAGCUCUGCCUGAGCACUCAGAGCCUUCAACAGGAAGGGUGAGGAGGAGUUUGCAGGUUGAGACAAAGGGGACACCUUUGAUGUGGAGAUGCAAGGAGUUCAGGGGGGCUAGAGGCAAGUUUGGUCCCUGGGGCUGGAGGCAAGGCUGGUCCCUGAUAUGCCCUAGAUUCAAUAAAAUGACUAUGAAAUUCC
Molecule: messenger RNA, 2535 nt
Organism: Mastomys coucha (southern multimammate mouse)
Lineage: Eukaryota; Metazoa; Chordata; Mammalia; Rodentia; Muridae
Gene: Paqr7
Product: progestin and adipoQ receptor family member 7
Exons: 2
Coding region: 574-1620 (348 amino acids)
Biological process (GO): response to steroid hormone
Cellular component (GO): plasma membrane
Molecular function (GO): steroid binding; nuclear steroid receptor activity
Source: RefSeq, a predicted model, not a curated record